CUAUAAAAACUUACUCCCAUUGCUGGCAUCCAUUUCUCUCUCUCUCUGUCUAAACAUCAGAAUCAUGUGAUUUCUAGGCGUUGUUUAAUCGGCAUAGAUAUCUGCAACUAUUUAGCUUGAAGACGGAGAUUUCCUUAAGCUAAGUUGCAGAGAGAUUCGAUACAGUCAGCACAAUGAGAGAGAGACCUGAUUUGUUGUUGGAUCUGAAUUUGGAAGCUUUAGUUUCAUCUGACCCGACCCGCGACGAACCCGGCCGGGAAAACGCCGCCUCCGCGAUCGCCAGCCAUGAGUCUGCCUCGUCGAACACCGCAUCGUCUUCCUCCGUCGUCAGCUCCGACGACCCGCCGGCCUCCGUUGCCGAGGAGUCGAACAGCUCCUCGCCCCCUGGCUUUGCUCGCUGUUGCGAUUCGACUCUCACCUUCUCCAUACUGAAAAGCGGAUUCCGUAUUGAGGAUGAAAUCAGUGAGACCAGCGUCUUAGUCACCAGGCAGCUUUUGCCUGUAGCGGGAGAGUCGAUUUUGUCGUUUGCUAGGCCUUCUCCCCCGCCUCAUCAGAACUGGUUGAAAUUGUCCGUGCCGGAGACAGGUGGAGGGGUGGAAGUGGGAAUUUAUGAGCCGCUGCCGCCAAGCAUGCAGCCCCUCCAGCCAAUUAAGAAGAGCCGCCGUGGACCUCGUUCCCGGAGCUCACAGUAUCGCGGUGUCACGUUUUACAGGCGGACUGGAAGAUGGGAGUCGCAUAUCUGGGACUGUGGGAAGCAAGUUUAUCUGGGAGGAUUCGACACAGCUCAUUCUGCUGCUAGGGCAUAUGAUCGCGCUGCUAUUAAGUUCAGAGGAGCUGAUGCCGACAUCAAUUUUCAAUUAAGUGACUAUGAAGAAGAUAUGAAACAGAUGAAGACCUUGAGCAAAGAGGAGUUUGUUCAAAUUUUGCGACGCCAAAGCACUGGAUUUUCUAGAGGUAGCUCAAAAUUCAGAGGAGUAACCUUGCAUAAAUGUGGUCGGUGGGAGGCUCGGAUGGGUCAAUUGUUAGGGAAAAACUGCAGGUAUAUGUAUCUUGGGCUAUUCAAUUCUGAAGUUGAAGCUGCAAGGGCAUAUGACAAAGCAGCCAUGAAAUGUUAUGGAAGGGAUGCGAUGACCAACUUUGAGCCUAGUGCAUAUGAAGGGGAGAUAAAUAGGGAAAGUAGUGUUGGAGGUACCAACGAGUCCAAUGAGAGUCUUGAUCUGACCCUUUGGUUUUCUCCACCAUUGGACCACCUUCAAAGGCCUGAGAAUUCCAAAGAGUUGCUUUCAAAUUUCGAAGCUUGUGAAUUGUCUCCUUUUAAAAGAUUGAAGGUUCAGUGCACCCCCGGCACACCGUAUGGUCCGGCAAUGUCAUUCAAGUAUUCCAGCUUGGGUGGCAUGCAAUCUGGGCCUAUUCCAAACAAUGAGAAGGGACUAUUUGGAAUGAGGGUAGAAACAACAUCUUCUCCAGCAUUUUCAAAUGGGCGAUGGCAUAGUCAGGGUGUGAACCCUUCAGUGCCACAGUUUCCUUCUUCUGCAGCAUCAUCAGGAUUCUCUUCCAUUAAUUCUUCUUCCAUAUUCACAUACCCUUCGGCUGAUCAUCCGCCGGGUAAGGCAUCCCUUCAAAACCAUCUGAUGACCCUUACCCGCAACUAGAGGGAUUUGCUUGUGGCCUCAGCACAGCAAUGUAUGGCCCACAUAUUCAUGCCCUACACAAUUCAUUUUCUCUAUAUUGUGAAUCAUCAUACUCAAGUGUAUAUAGGACUAUCAUGCUCUCCCCUCCUAUGGGGACAAUGUGUAGGGUUAUCUGCAGUCAUAAGGAUGACCAGUUUGUGCUUUUAAUUAUCCCUUACAAAGACAUGAAGGUAAACCAGUAAAAUGGUAGCUGGUGAUUUGUGAAAUUGACAAUGAAUAGAGAGACUUGUUCUCUUUCCAAGAUUGUUAAGCCUUGGGGCAUGUGAAGAAAUUAAAAUCCUUUGUCCUCU
Molecule: messenger RNA, 1981 nt
Organism: Cuscuta campestris
Lineage: Eukaryota; Viridiplantae; Streptophyta; Magnoliopsida; Solanales; Convolvulaceae
Source: the annotation of a GenBank genome assembly